This is a messenger RNA of Dromiciops gliroides (monito del monte), 2435 nucleotides long. RefSeq names its product hematopoietic cell-specific Lyn substrate 1 (gene HCLS1). Gene Ontology annotation, biological process: regulation of actin filament polymerization. Gene Ontology annotation, cellular component: plasma membrane; cortical actin cytoskeleton; actin filament. Bases 125 to 1795 code for a protein of 556 amino acids. NCBI's taxonomy places the organism in Eukaryota, Metazoa, Chordata, Mammalia, Microbiotheria, Microbiotheriidae. Gene Ontology annotation, molecular function: actin filament binding. The record is from RefSeq and is a predicted model, not a curated record. The transcript has 17 exons.
CUUAAGUAGUAAGCACUUUCUUACUCCAGAGCAGCAGCAGCAGCAGCAGCAGCAGCAGCCAGAGACCGACCAGAAUAUCCAGAAGGAAUCAAAUUGAUUCCCAGAGGAGAGAAACUCAUUGGAGAUGUGGAAGUCGGUGGUGGGGCACGAUGUGUCUGUUUCUGUGGAGACACAAGGUGACGACUGGGAUACAGAUCCUGACUUUGUAAAUGACAUCUCUGAGAAGGAGCAGCGGUGGGGAGCCAAGACCAUUGAGGGCUCUGGAAGAAAAGAACACAUCAAUAUCCACCAGCUGCGGAACAAAGUGUCAGAAGAACAUGAUGUCCUCAAGAAAAAAGAGAUGGAAGCAGGGCCCAAAGCAUCCCAUGGGUACGGAGGCAGGUUUGGGGUAGAAAGAGACAGGAUGGACAAGAGUGCACUGGGCCAUGAGUAUGUUGCUGAUGUGGAGAAACACUCAUCUCAGACAGAUGCUGCUAAAGGGUUUGGGGGCAAAUAUGGAGUUGAGAGAGACCGGGCAGACAAGUCAGCAGUAGGGUUUGAUUACAAAGGAGAAGUGGAGAAACACACAUCUCAGAAAGAUUACUCUCGCGGCUUUGGUGGUCGCUAUGGGGUGGAGAAGGAUAAACUGGACAAGGCAGCUGUUGGCUAUGACUACAAGGGGGAGACAGAAAAACACGAGUCCCAGCGAGAUUAUGCCAAAGGCUUUGGUGGUCAAUAUGGGGUACAGAGGGACCGAGUAGACAAGUCAGCAGUCGGGUUUGAUUACAAAGGAGAAGUGGAGAAACACACAUCGCAGAAAGAUUACUCCCAGGGCUUUGGUGGUCGCUAUGGAGUAGAGAAGGAUAAAGUGGACAAGGCAGCUGUUGGCUAUGACUACAAGGGGGAAACAGAAAAACACGAGUCCCAGCGAGAUUAUGCCAAAGGUUUUGGUGGUCAGUAUGGGGUCCAGAAGGACCGAGUAGACAAGAGUGCGGCCGGCUUCAAUGAGAUGGAAGCUCCAACUACAGCAUAUAAGAAGACCACCCCCACAGAAGCUGCUUCUAGUGGAGCCCGUGGACUGAAGGCGAAAUUUGAAUCCAUGGCAGAAGACAACAGGAAGCAGGCAGAAGAGAAACAACAAGAACGAAAGUUGGUAACAAAGAAACCUGUAGUGCCUAUUCCAAUCCCCAAGAAAAUCCCCUCAGAGGAAAGGUCUCAGGGAGAGAGCUGUCCACCAUCCAAGAUAGCACCCAUGACAACGCACAAAGAGCUUCCUCCGGUGCCAACCGUGCCUUCAAAGAGGACUCCCCCAGAGAACAAUGAGGGGCCAGAUAAUGAGGAGGCCCCAGCACUGCCCCCCAGGACUCCUGAUAGGUUCCAGAUCCUAGAGGAGCCAGUCUAUAAACCAACCCCAGAGCCAGAGCCAGAGCCAGAGCCAGAGCCAGAGCCUGACAAUGACUAUGAAGAUGUGAUGGAGUUGGAAGAGCCAGACCUGGGUGAAGGUCAAGAGAAUGACUAUGAGGAUGUAGAACAGUGUGAAGAAGGUGCAGGUGACUAUGAGGAUGUCCUGGAGCCUGAAGGGCCCUCAUCACCUCCCCGUUCUGCUGGAAUUGCUGGCACUGGAUCCAAGGCUGAAUCAAAGGCAAUCUCAGCCAUUGCCCUGUAUGAUUACCAAGGAGAGGGCAGUGAUGAGAUAUCCUUUGACCCAGAUGACACCAUCACUGACAUCGAGAUGAUAGAUGAGGGCUGGUGGCGGGGACGUUGCCAUGGUCGCUUUGGCCUCUUUCCAGCAAAUUACGUCCAACUCAUUCAAUGACCCCCUCUGCCUUUAUCCUGUGAUCUGUCUCAAUCACUCGUUUAUCUAACCUCUUUUCGUUUGCCUCACCCUGCUCCCACCAAGAGCUUCUGCCUUGUGCUCUGCCUUGCACUAUCAAAUUAACAAGCAUUGAUUAAAUGCCUACCGUGUGUCAGGCACUGUGCUAGGCACUGGGGAUACAGAGGAAGAAGUGAAGAUCCCUCAGGGGGAUACCAUUCUAUCGGAGAAGAGAGGGGAGCUGGAAUAGACACAUACAAUUACAUACAAGAUUGGUACUAGAUCUGAGGUGAUUUUUGUGGGGGGGCAUACUGGGAGAGGGGGACAGAGAAAUAAAAAGUCAGCCUUUUCUGUUCCUCAAGCCACUGGGUAGACUAAACAGAUCGAGAGAAACAGAAUUUAAUAUUGUCUGGCCUUCCCAUCUCUUCCCCCAACUUCAGCCUGCCUCUCCUCUCCCAGGGACUCCUUCAGCCCAAUCCCAAGACUUUCUUAGUUCCCCAUCCGAGCUCAGGGUUUCUUGCUCAUGGAAAAAGCAAGGCAGUGCUGAGAUGACAAGUGCUAGUGUGUCCCUUCCCUUCCCUUCCAUGGUUUUUUAACUGAACCUGCUGCUUGGAACUGAAAAUAAAGUGGUUCUUGGUUUUUG